GGUUAAAACUAUACGUGGUAUUUGCGCGAAUCGCGUACCGUAUAUUUUACCUGUGUUUAUUCUAUUUAUAGAGUUUCUGUUCAGCGCAAAUUCUUUUUUUAGAGAUUAUGUUUCUUUAAACUUAUUAAAAAUAUCUUUUGAACAUUUAUCUAGUUGUUUUCGAUUCUAUUAUGAUAAUCAGCAAAGUGAGACUAAUUUGUGAAAUUAUAUAUUUACUUAUUAUAAUAUUUGAAAUUUAAACUAGUCUAACAAGUUUAUACGGAGUCUCACUUCGCUGACGCCCUUGAGAGUGUUCAGGUGUGAAACGGGUGAAACGUGUGAGUGAUACUAGUACCUUACAUUAUUUACGUCAUACCUGUUGCAAGUGAGUGCGCUAGUCUACUAAUUGACUGUGUGUGGCACCGCCGCCAUAUAUUGGAGGUUCGUUGAUGUCAUAUUUUGAAGUAAAUGCAAAUUGUGUAUUAUCAAUUUUUUAGUGUUUCUGUGUGUGUCUAUUUGUAAUAUGAGUUAUUUUGUUUAUAUAGUAGCUCAUUGCCAAUAAAUUUAAUAUUUAAUUGAAAUAAAGAACUUGAACAGAAUAAGCGAUUUUAUUCUAUUACAAAAUGGCGUCGUGGACAGGAUUUCAAACAUUUUAAUUGGCAAUGAGUUACGGUUAGGGUCCAUACACUGUGAAGACGCUCAACGUUGUGAUCUGAUGUGGCUGUGGCAAUUUUGGCUGAUGACCCUGUUAUUGUGUUGACAAUACUUCGAUGAUCAUCAUAGACUAACGGUCAACUGAUAUCAAGAACUACGUACAAACACCGUUCUCAACGCAACGAUACAUUGUCAAGGACCUUGGACAUUCCAUCCUCAUUACAGUGCGCGUGUUCCAAUCAACAAUCAACGCCCAUUGAGGUGAUAAACAACAAUUGCACCUAUUAUUAACUGUAAACUCACUUAUAACAUUGUUUUUUUUUUGUGCAUUGAUUUGUAUUUGAAAAUGCCUACUAAAAACGAAAUCAAAGAAUUAUUUGACCGUGAAAGAGAAAAGUCUGACCAGUUAGAAAGUGAGGUAUUAUUACUACAUCGAAGGUUAAAGAAAGCAGAGCAUGAAUUAAGUUUGAAAGAUGAAGAAAUGAAACAAAAGAGGGAUUCAAAUCCAAAUAAAACUGUGUUUGUUGCGAGAGAGAAGAAGAUUGCAAGGUUGUGUGGGAGACCUGUGAAAGAGAGUGACCCUGAUGUAGCAGAAUGGCUUGAUGAUGCUAGGCAACAUUUGAAAGUUAUCAAUGACAAUGAUGCUAGGAUAGAUUUUUUAAUGGAUAACUUAGGUGGUCAAGCUAAAGAUGAAAUAAGGUUGAGACCAAGACUAGAGAGAGAUACAGCAGAGAAAAUCUUAGAAAUCAUUAAGAGUGUUUUUGCAAGUACAGAAACUCCCGGAGCGCUGCAACAACAAUUCUAUCAACGAGAUCAAAAACACGGCGAGUCGCUGCAAAAUUAUUCGUUAGCCUUAAUGAAACUUCUUGAUAAGAUCGUGGCAAAAGAUGAAAACGCGGUUACCGAUUUUGAUGAAAUGUUGAAAGAACGGUUUGUUGAGGGCAUUAGAAAUUCAUCUCUCCGAAGAGAGAUACGACGGUUCUCAUUCGAAAAGAAGGCUAUGUCAUUUGGUGAGUUUAGACAAAAAGUGUUACAAUGGUCUGAAGACUAUAAAAAUGAACCACUUAGCAAAUCAUUUUCUGCACAUGAAAUCACUUCACAGGAAAGUGUUAAAUCAAAGGUUGUUAAAGAUCAGAGUGAAGAUCAAUUGUCAGAAAUUUUAAAAAUAUUGAAACUUCAGCAAACGCAAAUUGAUGAAAAUCAGAAAGAAUUGAAAAAAUUGUCUGAAGCCAUGAAAACAAGUAAACCACAGUAUGAAAAUAAGUAUUUGCAAGGUAGACAAUUUCCAAAUGUUAGACAGUCCCAUUUAACAUGUUUUCGUUGUGGUGGGAAGGGGCAUAAAGAGCAAGACUGUAGUACUCAGUUAGACACCAGUAGUUUUUCGCGCAAAGGUAAGUCACAGGGGGCAUCGUUCUCUAAUCUUCCUUUAAACGAGAAGCGUCUGUUGUAGAGAGUCGCCCAGCGGACGAGAGAGCAGAGACGAAAGACUCAAUUGAUCAGAGAAUCAUAGAUAGAGCUAUAGGACAAUGUCCUGUCGUAACGGUACAGAUUGAAGGUAAGCCAAUUUCGUGUCUAAUUGACACUGGUUCACAGGUAUCUACAAUAACCGAGUCUUACUUUCGAGAUCUGUUAAAAUCUGAACCCAAAUUGAUUGACGUAACAAAAUGGAUGAAAGUGUCUGGCGCCAAUCACUUGCCUAUACCAUACAUUGGUUAUAUUGAGGUAGUGAUAGACACUGCGCAUGGUUCUGUGCCAAAUGUUGGUGUACUGGUUGUCAAUGAUACCACAGACCAAUACGGUAAGCAGAAAAAGUUGCAAGUUCCCGGAGUACUCGGAAGUAAUUUCUUCCGUAUUUUAAAGGAACAGGUUGAGCAAAAUUUAUAUUCAGUCACUGAACAUAACGAUCAGUUGUUGAAUACGUUGUCGAUAUUUGAAAUGAGUACGUCAAUUUCAGGUUCCAAAAAGUUGAGUUUUGUCAAAGUUGCAGGUCAAGAUCCUAUAAAAAUACCAGCCAAUUCAAUGAAAGUUGUUAUAGGUACUACACGUCAGACUUCUAGAAACUUUAGUGGUUUGGUACAAGCAGUACACGGUAAUUAUGGCACUCUUCCUAAAAACACCUUAUUAAUUGAUACCUACGCAGAUGUAGAGAACGGCAAGAUCCCAGUCAGAGUCGUUAACAUAGGAGACGAAGAUGUUUGGUUGAAUCCGAAAUCCAGGCUUGGUAUACUUCAUGAUGUAGAGGUUGAGUUUGCUAGCCAGCCGAACUGUCAUGCAGAAAUAGAGGUAAGGAAUCAAGAGAUCAAUGUGUCUAUAGAAAGUAUUCAAAAAGGGAAAGAUCAUGAUGUCAAAGCAGUUGUCAGUACAAAGAAUGCGAUUCAGAUUCAUGGUGUAGAAGUAGAUGUUGGAGAAAAUUUAUCAGUUGAGGAGA
Molecule: messenger RNA, 3061 nt
Organism: Magallana angulata
Lineage: Eukaryota; Metazoa; Mollusca; Bivalvia; Ostreida; Ostreidae
Exons: 2
Coding region: 980-2083 (367 amino acids)
Molecular function (GO): zinc ion binding; nucleic acid binding
Source: RefSeq, a predicted model, not a curated record